This is a messenger RNA of Vicia faba (fava bean), 318 nucleotides long. The record is from the annotation of a GenBank genome assembly. NCBI's taxonomy places the organism in Eukaryota, Viridiplantae, Streptophyta, Magnoliopsida, Fabales, Fabaceae.
AUGGGGACUUACAAUCAUUAUGUAAUUGUUAAGUUCAAGGAUGGUGUGAAAGUUGAAGAACUCAUCCAAGAGAUGGAGAAGAUGGUUUCUGGGAUUGACCAUGUCAAGUCCUUCGAAUGGGGAAAAGACACUGAAGGCCAUGACAUGUUGACACAAGGUUUUACUCAUGCCUUUUUGAUGACAUUCAAUGAGAAAGAAGCUUUGAAUGCAUUUCAAGUUCACCCAAAUCAUGUUGAGUUCUCCAAGAUAUUUUCACCUGCUCUUGAGAAGAUUGUGGUGAUGGAUUUUCCUUCUAUCACUCUCAAAGCACCAACAUGA